Molecule: messenger RNA, 2664 nt
Organism: Anopheles darlingi
Lineage: Eukaryota; Metazoa; Arthropoda; Insecta; Diptera; Culicidae
Product: ras association domain-containing protein 10-like
Exons: 4
Coding region: 277-2337 (686 amino acids)
Source: RefSeq, a predicted model, not a curated record
UACCUAGCAAGCUGAAGAGUGUGUCUGCAAACAGCCACAACGAUCACCACAAGAAGCAGCAGCAGCAGCAAGAGCAGAAGCUGAAGCAGCAAUUGAAGUGUCUGGUCUGGCACUUCACACACACACAAGGUUCUUCCUCUCUUACGCAGACGAUAAUCAAUAGCAGUCGCGAGGAGCAGCAGCAGCAGCAGCAACGAGCGGAUCAGCAUGCUGAUCGUACGGUAACGGCCAAAGUGCUGUCGAAUCGAUCUCCGUCUUUCUCGGCUCUGAUAAAGAAUGAACGGUUGCGGUGGCGUUGGUAGUGGUGUACCAGUGCCGAUGGCACUGGCCGAGCAUCGUGCAAAGAUCAUCGCCAGUUCCGGUGGUCGCCAACAGCAGCAGCAGCAGCAGCAGCAACAUCAACAACAGUCAUCGAAUUGGCUGCUCACUGGUCAACUUCGACGACCAUCGCCGAUCGGUGCCGUCGCUGGUGGUUCCGGCCGUCGUCAAAAGGAAGCCAGUGCAGGCGCACGGAAAGUGCUCGACCCUGGCAGUGACGGUGAGGAGGAUGAUAGUGCGUCGGUGCGGAGCGAUGAUAACGAAUCAUCGUCAGAGACGGUGAGCGAUUGCUCCGUUGAUGAGAUACCGGUGUGGAUCAAGGGCGAACAGCGAUGGAUCUCGGGCGUCACGGACGAGACGACGUGUGCGGAUCUGAUCGAGGUGCUGGUGCAGCAGGAGCAGGAACAGCAGCAACAGCAGGGGACGGCAGCGGGAGGGCCCGUUGUGCCACCAGCCCCAGUGAAGGACUAUUGCAUCACGGAACGGUGGCGACAGGUGGAGCAGGUGCUAGAUCGUGAGACGAAGAUAUGGCAAAUCUGGACCGCAUGGGGCAAGGCACAACCGGAGGUGAAAUUCAUUCUCCGUCGAGCCGAUGGUUCCCAUGGAACGAUGGCGAGUGUUGCGGGUGCGACGGCCACCACGACGACACCCAUCGGUGGUGAGCGGGAUCGGGAUAGUGGCCGCGGAAGCCCGACAGGCAGCAUCAACAGUGCAAUCGUACGGCGUAAGCGCCAUCGGGCCCAAAAGUCGACCUUCGCCUGGAUGACGCACGGACAGACGAUCCACCCGAAGUCAUCGAAGACGUCGAUCGAGCGUUUGAUGAAGCUAAUCCUCGAGCAGGGUGACAUCAUACAGCAGCAACUGUCCAAGUUACGUGAUCGCGAGCUACAGAUCAGCACGAUCGAAGAGGAGCGACAUCGAGUGCGGGAACGGGAGCAUGGCAAGAACUAUCUGCUCGAAACGUACCUGAAGGGACUCUCCGAGGCGACCGAAACGGAUCCGAAUGCACUCGACAGUGGCAUCACUUCAGAGGCUACUACGACGGCCUCCCCGGAGAUGGACUUUGCACCGGAGAAUGAUUCCGAUCACAGUGCGGUGCCUGGUGUCUCUACAACGGCAGCGAGUGGUACUACUUCCGCAGCAAACAAUGUCGCUCCCCCCGAAGAAGAUCCAUCGGUAAAGGAACAGAUCAAGCUACUCGAAAAGAUCGUCUCCCUUAACAAACGAAUCCAGCGCGAAGAAGAAUCCGCGGUGAAGCUGUUCGAGCGUAUCCGGCGCUACCAGCUAGAGGAUCCACCGGAUCAGGCACGUAUCGAACUGGAGGACGCCCUGACCAAAGUGAAUGCCUCGAUCGAUCGGGAAUCACAGGAGCUGCACUUGAUCGAUGAAAGUCUUCACAAAUCGGAUGAGCUGUUGCGCGAAAGAACGGAACUUCUGAAGAGCUUGACGGAGGAGCUACUGCAGCAGGAAACGAGCAUACCAGACUCCCAUGCACCCGAUGCCAAAGUGAUUAUGGACUUUUCACAACCGAAUCCGGUGAUGCGAGUUGAUCGACAUAAUCCCCAGGAGCAGCAGCAGCAGCAACAGCAGCCUUCACUCAGCCACACGGGAACCCUUGGCCCUUCGAGAACGGGCUUCAAACCGUCGAACUACCCGACGCUCUACCCGAUCGCGGAAGCCGUCGGUCCCGGGGAACCGGCCAAGAUUGUGAUCGCGAGCAGUACACUGCCAAGAAACUUCCAGCGACCGGCACUGACGGUACCGGUGUCGCAGCAGGUACCAGGGGCGCAGGGGCGUCUCACCGUACCCGAUGCCACCGGUAUCUCCGUCCAUCAGAUCAAUAAGUUUAUACAAUGUAGCAAUAAUCUGGGCACCAACUGCAAUACCAAUCGGGACGAUAAAAUCUGCCCCAAGCAGCUGUUCCAUUCGGCCGUCUCGGCAUCGGCUGGCGAGUCCCCGAGUGGCCAACAGCUGGUACCACCGGGCCACGAUCUAACCAACAUGGGAACGCUUGUGUAACAUUUUUCGAUGGUGUGGGGAAUUGAAAGGAAGGAAUGUCAGAGGAGUCACGGAGAGGAGAGGUCAGUGAGCUGAGGGGGUAGGGAGCCCAUUUUCGCAACCAAAUCGAACCGAAACCGAAGAAUUCUAGAGCAUCGCCGGUGUGUAUGUAGAUAGUGGAGCCGACCAAACCGACCAAACGACCAAGGAAUGACCAACGAAAUCAAAAAAAUAAAGGAAAGAAACACCCAAUUAGUCUAGUAAAAGUAGAACAGACAGAGGACAAAGUAUUUAAGGCACUAGAAGUAGCAUUUUCCGCUUAUUAUACAAUCUGUUUACCCCCCCCCC